UAACAUAACGUGUCAAAAAUGCUGCGCUGUGAGGUGUUCACAGUGAAUGGAUUUAUCCUCACAGAUAGUCCGGCUCAGAUCAAAAUCCCACACACGGCCGCGCGAAGCUGAACAGGAUGUCUGGUGCAAAGAUCCUGCUCCUCCUGCAGAGUCUGUCCCGUAGAAAACCUCUGGAGCCUGAAGGAGAGGUGUCAAACUUUCGCCGAUGCCUGACCACUCUGGACCUGGUGGCUCUUGGGGUGGGCAGCACGCUUGGGGCCGGCGUGUAUGUGCUGUCGGGAGAGGUGGCAAGAACCGUAGCCGGGCCGAGUAUCAUCAUCGCCUUCCUGAUAGCGGCGGUGGCCUCGGUCUUUGCGGGACUUUGCUAUGCCGAAUUUGGAGCUCGGGUUCCCAAGACUGGCUCUGCUUAUCUCUACAGCUAUGUGACUGUGGGGGAGAUAUGGGCUUUUAUCACCGGCUGGAACCUGCUGCUGUCCUAUGUCAUAGGGACAUCAAGUGUUGCCCGAGCAUGGAGUGGGACCUUUGAUGAUCUCAUUGGAAAUGUCAUUGCCAACUCUCUGGGGAAACAGGCUUCGAUGGAUUUACCCGGCUUAGCUCCUUACCCAGACUUCUUUGCAGCCGGCCUCAUAAUGCUCCUGGCAGGGAUUCUUGCAUUUGGUGUCAAAGAGUCUGCUAUAGUUAAUAAGAUUUUCACAGCGGUGAACAUCUUGGUGCUGCUGUUUGUGAUCCUUUCUGGAGUCAUUAAAGGGGACAUCAACAACUGGUACCUUAGUGAAGAUUAUCUCCUGGACGAAUACGAAAAUCACACCUCACUGAAUCAGACCACCACAUUUGGCAUUGGAGGAUUUUUCCCUUUUGGCUUUGAAGGAACAUUAGCCGGAGCCGCCACUUGCUUUUAUGCAUUUGUAGGAUUUGACUGCAUUGCCACAACAGGAGAGGAGGUCCAAAACCCUCAGAAGUCGAUCCCGCUCGGGAUUGUGGCGUCCCUCCUCAUCUGCUUCUUGGCUUACUUCGGCGUCUCUGCCGCCCUGACUCUUAUGAUGCCGUAUUAUUUGCUCAGCGUUCACAGCCCACUGCCUGUGGCUUUUACGUACAUCGGCUGGGGCCCUGCAAAGUAUGUGGUGUCUGUGGGAUCCCUGUGUGCUCUGUCAACAAGUUUACUAGGAUCGAUGUUCCCAAUGCCGCGUGUUCUCUUCGCCAUGGCCAGGGACGGCCUUCUCUUCAAACCUCUCAGUAAAAUGAGUGACAGACAAAGUCCUGUCAUAGCUACUUUAGCAUCAGGGGUUGUUGCAGCUAUCAUGGCGUUGUUGUUUGACCUGAAGGCUCUGGUUGACAUGAUGUCAAUAGGAACCCUCUUUGCCUACACACUAGUUGCUAUAUGUAUUCUCAUAUUGAGGUAUCAACCAGAUCUCAGCGAGGAUUCAAGUUUCAGCAAAACAGAGCCCUUCACAGUAACCGGACUUUUAUAUCCUCCAUCUCAAGCCACCUCAAGGACAUCACAAAAUGUGUCUGUUUUGACUGUUUUUAUGAUCUUUUUAGCUGUCGUUCUAAGCCUCGUCAUAUCGAGGGCAGUGGACUCCCUGCAGGCCCUCCAGUGGUGGAGUUUACUUUGUGUCUCUAUAUUUACUCUGAUGUUUGCCCUCACUACCCUGAUCAUCUGGAGACAACCUCAGAGUGUAUCCAAAGCUGCUUUCAUGGUUCCUUUCGUGCCGGCGCUUCCUAUUUUCAGCACUUUAGUCAAUGUUUAUCUAAUGGUUCAACUUGGAUCAGACACAUGGAUCCGCUACGCUGUGUGGAUGGCAGUAGGUUUAAUCAUCUACUUCUGUUAUGGUGUUCACCACAGCGUGCAGAAACAAAGGCUUCAAAAUUCACACAAUCAAGUCAGUAUUCACAGCAUGGCUAUCACGGAGGAAAACUUUGAGCCUGGACAAGAUUUGAAUGGUUAGACAUUUAUGAAAAAACUUCAGAGCGCUGGUUUGUGUUUUUUUAUAAUACUGUUUUG
Molecule: messenger RNA, 2002 nt
Organism: Labrus mixtus (cuckoo wrasse)
Lineage: Eukaryota; Metazoa; Chordata; Actinopteri; Labriformes; Labridae
Product: cationic amino acid transporter 2 family protein
Exons: 12
Coding region: 117-1946 (609 amino acids)
Biological process (GO): amino acid transport; transmembrane transport
Cellular component (GO): plasma membrane
Molecular function (GO): amino acid transmembrane transporter activity
Source: RefSeq, a predicted model, not a curated record